Anopheles arabiensis is the source of this 1637-nucleotide messenger RNA. RefSeq names its product mitochondrial carrier homolog 2-like. Bases 119 to 1129 code for a protein of 336 amino acids. NCBI's taxonomy places the organism in Eukaryota, Metazoa, Arthropoda, Insecta, Diptera, Culicidae. The record is from RefSeq and is a predicted model, not a curated record. The transcript is spliced from 5 exons.
CACUUCGAGGAACAAAAAAAACACCGAUACAUCAUCGUAACAUUGUUGUUCUCUGUGCCGUGCAGGAGUUUAGUCAACUAAAUAUCGCCCAGGAAAGUACGAUAAGUUGUAGAGUAACAUGCACGCUCUCGAUCCCGAAACGGCAAGAAUUGUUGGCUUACCGACGGGAAACGACGAACGGAAGGAGGAUGAAAUCGAACCGGCACUAAGAUUUGGCUUUCGGCUCGUCUGCUCGACGGCCCUGUAUCCGCUGGAGUAUGCCAAAACGCUCAUCCAGCUCGGUUACGAACCGAUCGCACCACGCCCCGGUAGGACGCUCUUUGGUGCGAAGCGUUUGAUGCUGCCGAACAUUUUCCAAUACGCUGCAUACAUCAAGAGCGUGGAUGGAUUUUUCGGAUGCUUCCGGGGGCUAAGCGCCCGACUGCUGGGCAAUGUGCUCAGCUCGUACUACAGCGAAAGGAUGGCCGUGGUGGUGAUUGGCAAGGCACCGAACCGUUUCGAUGACUUCGAUUGGUUCGAGGCGACGUACGAAGACGUCGAUGAGUACAUGGUCACGAAGGACGGCAAAGUCCAGACCCGGCCGGCUGGCCUGGUGCGCAAAGCGGUAACGCACGUUUGCGGCAUACUCAUCUCCCAUCCAUUCCACGUGGUGUCCAUCCGGAUGAUGGCCCAGUUCAUUGGCCGGGAGCACAUGUACGAUGGGUUGUUCGGUUCGAUCAGGGAAAUCUGGGCGCACGAAGGUAUUGGCGGAUUCUUUUCGGGGCUUAUUCCCCGCAUGGUUAUGGAAUUGUCCUGCAUGGCAUUAACCAGCUCGAUCACCUACCUGUUCGCCAAGUAUUCCGGGGCGAACAAAACAACCUGUGGCCACGUGAACACUAUCGCUCACUUUUCGGUUACAAGCGUUUUCUACCCGUACCAUGUCGUGUCGACCUGCAUGGCCGUCCAGGGAUCCAGAUUGAAGGCCGGUAACCCGCCCAUGAUGGAUCAUUACAUUAACUGGCGCGAUUGCUACGCCCGGCUGCUGCUGGAUAGGCAGCACAAGCGUGGAUCGUCGUUCUUCUUCCGAACGGUGGCCAGAGUAACUGGCAAGCAUAGCGAUUCAUUCGCUCCGUACCCGGAAUUGAAGUAAACACGCACGGAACAAGACACGCUGUGCUUGCUGUGCUUCACACGGACGGUAUGCACGACUUUCCUUUCACAUUAGAUAUCGUAGAUUUCGUACCCUAUUUCCCUAUUUGCCCUAUUUCCCCUGUUCAAAGGAUGCAGUUUAUAUGGACACUGGUUCAAAGAUUGUAGCUCCGUUGCUUGCAUUUUCCAUAUUGUUCAAUUUAAAUCUGCAUUUAGUUGUUGUGUUUUCAUCAAUUGGUUUCGACAAUCGUGCGCAAUAUGCAGCAUUUAUCGCCUCGGAAGCAAAAAAGUUAUGUUAACUAUAAAAUAAACAAACAAACCCUACCCGUUUGCAUUCACGAACCAAACACGAGACACUAUAGAAGUGAGCGAAUUUUCGUAGAGGCAAAUCUAUACUAAUUAAUACAUCCUGCAAACACACACAAACCAGUUUAAAACGUUGGAUACCUCUUCGAACAAGUCAGUAGUCAGUCAGUAAAGUGAUAAGUAAAUUUAACCACAGAAAAACA